UCGGUGAGCCAAAAAAAAUUAAUUACGACGAGAGCGAAAAGAAAGGGAGAGAGAGAGAGAGAGAGAGAGCUGUAUUCCCUGUUUCAUUCAUCACAUUUUUUUGAGCACCGAUAUACGCGGCUGAAUCAUAGGCAGCAUCAUUUUUUUUUCGUUUUUUUGGCUCAUCCCAUUCGUUUUUUUUCAAAUAAUCAUCGUUCCCCGAUGUUGAUUGAUUGAUUGUAACUUUUUUCGUUCGUUAACAAAAAUUAUCUUCUUUCUUUUUUUUAUAAAAAAAUCCGGAUUUUGUACCACUCUUUCUCCCUUGCUAUUUCGAAUAUCUUCUUCCCACACACAAACAUUUGCAUCAUCAAGAGAGAUACGAAUACGAAUUGCAUUCAUUCGAUUGUAAAAACCUAUUUUGGUUGAUUUUGUUUUUUGUUCAUCAAGAAAAUCUAUUGCAUCAAGAGACAAUCAAAUUGAAAAUCAUGCAAUCAUCAAUAAGAAUCGUAUUUUGAUCCAUGUAAUCUGAUUGUUGUUGUUGUAAAGUUGAUUGAAUUCGAAUUACAUCGUGGAUACCGAUAUGGGUAAAACUGGUGAAAUAACCGUUAUUGCAAAAUUUGAUUAUAAAGCACAAGGAAGUCAGGAAUUAGAUUUGAAAAAAAAUGAACGUCUUGUUUUAUUGGAUGAUAGUAAAAGCUGGUGGAAAGUAUUGAAUUCAAAAAAUCAAUCUGGAUUUGUACCAUCGAAUUAUGUGAAACGAGAAAAAACAUCAAUUUUUGAUAGUAUAAAAAAUCGUGUUAAGAAAAAAGAUUAUAAAAAUUCACCAGUAUCAUCACCAUUAUCGAAUAAAGCAUUUAUUAAUAUUGAUAUUAAUAAUCAACAAACACCGACAACAACAAUAUCACCACCACCACCACCAUUACCAAUAACAUCAUCAACCGAUUCACAUCCAUCAUUAAUCAUAAAUAAUGAAAUAAUAAAAAUUGUAAUUGCAAAAUAUAAUUAUGAUGCACAACAAACUGAUGAAUUGACUCUAGUCAAAGGAGAUAAAAUAUCUGUAUUGGAAAAAUCAUCAGAUGGUUGGUGGCGUGGUCGUACACCGAAUGGUGAAAUUGGUUGGUUUCCAUCCAAUUAUGUUCAAGAACCGGAUGAUAAAACGACGACUACGACGACCGCUACCAAUAAUAACAACAAUAACAAUUCGAAUGGACAAAAUCAUCAAAUAUAUCAGAAUGAUGAAUUACAAAAUAAUAUGAAUAAUAUUUCAUUCAAUCAAAAUGGAAUGAAAAAAAUUGAUUUUCCAACAUUAGAUUGGGUUAUAGCAUUAUAUCCAUUUCAAUCACAAAAUAAUGAAGAAUUAAGUUUUCAAAAAAAUGAAAAAUUAGAAAUUUUGGAACGACCGGAAAAUGAUCCUGAUUGGUGGAAAGCACGUAAUGAUAAUGGUGAAAUUGGUUUGGUUCCUAAAAAUUAUGUUAAAAUCUGUAAUCAAGAUAAUCAAGGAUUAUUUGAAUCAUUGAAUUCAGAUUUCAAUCGUUUAGCUGUUGAAACAAAUGGAUCAUCAUCAUUAUUAUCAUCAAAUAAUCCAAUACAAAUGGAUAUUAGUCAUCAAAUAUGGUACUAUGGUUGUAUAUCACGUGGUGAUUGUGACAAACUUUUAAAUGAAUAUGGACAAGAUGGUGAUUUUCUUAUACGUGACAGUGAAACAAAUAUUGGUGAUUUUUCUGUUUCAUUAAAAGCACCACAACGUAAUAAACAUUUUCGUGUACAUUUUAGCGAUGGUAUUUAUCAUAUUGGUCAAAGAAGGUUUCAAUCAUUAGAACAAUUAAUUGAACAUUAUAAAAAAGCACCAAUUUAUACUAGUUCAGAUGGUGAUAAAUUAUAUCUAAUCAAACCAUUUGUUAAAAGAUAAUUUUUAAAAAUCAGAAUUGGAAAUUUUUUUUUGAAUGAAAUUCUUCAUUUUUUUUACCUGAAAACACUCCGAAUCAGGAAUGUAUUUUCACCGGAGAAAAUUGUUUAGGCGGCUUUUUUAUUUAACGCGUUCGCUACCGGAGAUUUCGAAAAACACAUAGAACUACAGCAAAUAAACGACGCAUAUAUGCGUCGCUGGUAGCGAACGCGUUAA
Messenger RNA from Dermatophagoides pteronyssinus (European house dust mite), 2101 nucleotides. RefSeq names its product SH2/SH3 adapter protein Nck1-like. The record is from RefSeq and is a predicted model, not a curated record. Gene Ontology annotation, biological process: enzyme-linked receptor protein signaling pathway; cell migration. Gene Ontology annotation, molecular function: receptor tyrosine kinase binding; signaling adaptor activity. NCBI's taxonomy places the organism in Eukaryota, Metazoa, Arthropoda, Arachnida, Sarcoptiformes, Pyroglyphidae. Gene Ontology annotation, cellular component: cytoplasm.